GCCCGGACCGGAAAUGUGUAAGCCCUUGUCACUUCCGGAAACUCCGAACGCCCCAAAUCAAGUGAAAUCUGCAGCAGGUGUGUCCAAUGAUGUGGCAAUUGCAGACAGGGCAGUUCGUGAGUAUAAAGAGGGCAUCGAGGAUACAGGAAGGCGUUGUUUUUGCCUCCCAAGGAACGCCACGAGUGGGACGGAGUGUUUGGGCGCUGGAGUAGGGUGAAGCAGAAGAGAGUAAUUGUGGAGUCGCUAAGCGAAUUGGAGGAUUUGAAAACGGCCACUGGAACAGGUUUGCCAAAGUGAAGUUUAUGGAAAGAAGUCGUACUCACUCGUGUCUGUUGUACGAAGGUGCCGUAGGGAAAUAGUGACAUUGUGGAACAACGAAGACAUUUCUGGGCGUCUGCACGAAGCUGGGGAGAGAAAGAGAGCGGGAGAAGAUCAGUAUUACGAAGACUGUGAGUACAUUGGAUUGCUUAGAUUGGUUGUCUUAUAUCUGGAUGAGAAAAAGAGCGGGAGAGAAGAUCAGUAUCACGAAGACUCUUGUUGAGCGGCCCCAUCGUUGGAGGACGAGACGAGUGGGUGAGCCGAAGUAGAGCGUGGGUGAAUGGAUGUUAUUUGGCUGUGGCCACACCGUAAAGUUUGGAGCACUUACCGUGACAGCGACUGCAAAUUCCUCCAGGACGAAAUCCGACCGGGUGUGGAGUACCGACCUUAAAAAUCACUGAAGUGUGUGUAGUGCAGUGGGUGAGUCUGUCUUUGACGUGUGUGCACUAAAGCUUUGCAGUGCUGUGCCGUGUCCCUGUUGUCUGUACUUGCCCUCCAGGCCGAGAAAAGUUCCUGUUGGAAAGAACGUAGGCUGCCGUGGCGGUGCCCACCUAUCCCACCUACGCCCGCCUAUAACUCCGUUCUCCGGACCCAGCUCGAAGGGAUUUGGGUGUUACCUUAUAUCUACCUAGGAGGUCUAUGGGAGUGGAGGAGCUGUCUAGACGCUGGAGAAGAGAAGGGCGCCACGGGAAAUCAAGCAGUUAAGGAAGGACUUAGGAUUAGUCAGGAGACUGGUGGAAGUUCUGGGAAAGGACGGAAGAGCCCUUGCCCCCCCCCCUCCCCUGGUGAUUACUUACCAAAGACCUCCAGAGUUCUCAGGCCCAGUCCACUCCUGUCAAGAGACGAAAAUCAAAGUUUUAGAUUCCCCUUUUCUCCUUUCCUAGAUUACCUUUUUAAAUAAUUUAAAUAAAGUUGUUUUAAAUUCCCUUAACUUAUCUUGUGUGUCUGGUCCUUGGGGUGAUCUUGGGACCUCCUCGAGGUGGAAGUCGGGAAGGGGCGUGACUCGCAACACCUGUGGUCCGCUCCGACCUGUGACAGAUUUUGGCGUAGUCGGCAGGAUUCCACCUCGAGUGGAGCGACCAAGGUCCCCCAAUGGCCGACAACGAGCUGCCAGGAGUCCCGCCCCGAGUCAUGCCUGUGUUUAUGGGAAACCCAUGGGUCCAGAAAUAUGGCGGCACCGAAUCAGAGGUGAGACUAUCUGAAUGGAGAGCCCAGAUUGAGUAUUUGGCCGGGCUUCAAGGGUUGAGUGCAGCCCAACAGCUACAGUUUGUACUGAACUCCUUGGAAGGGGAAGCGCAGCGCGAAGUCCAGGCCGCCCCGGAAGCUGUGCGGUCUACGGCCCAGUCCGUCUUUAACUUUCUGUCCGAGCAAUACGGAGACACCACCCCCGUUGCCGUCCUCCGAGCUCAGUUCUUUAGUUGCAAACAAGGACCCCGGCAGCCUAUACGAGCCUAUGCACUACGACUUCGGGAGCAGCUCACCAGAUUGCAAAAAUGUCCAGAUCACGGCCUGGAGGAUGGAGAGAUCCUUCUGAGGGAUCAGUUCCUACUAGGACUGCGGGAAGGCCCAGUGCGGCAGAGCCUACGGGUACAGUUCCGAAGAGAUCCUGAACUGACGUUUGAAGAUCUGAAGAAGGAGGCAGUUGCCUUAGAGCUCGACCAGGUUGAGGUUAAAGAUUCCCCUGUGUGUGCGGCCGUAAGAAGUAGUGCAGCUGCCCCUCCCGAAGUGGAUUGGAAACAGACAUUAAGGACCGAGCUCAUGAAGGAUGUCCGUGAACAGAUGAAAGAGCUGUCUAAAACGCUGUUGGAGGAAUUGCGGCAGGGGGCCCCCUAGCCAGGAGGUAAGGCACGCCCCUCGAGAGCGAGCGUAUUCCGAUGGUGGCCGGGACCCGGGGAGACGAUUGAGUCGGCCGGCUCGCCCACGCUUUGAAUGGGACGAACAGGGGCGGCCCAUCUGCAACCGUUGUGGGGAGGCCGGACAUUACAGCCGACAGUGCGGACCUCGAAGAGGCUCGAUGGGGGGUUUUUAGGACGACCGGCCACAGUGGGUCAUGUGGUCGGGCCCCCUUUAGAAGACCCAUCUCGAACAACGGAUUCGAAGGGCGGAUUGAUUGGACGGAGUCCGGUGGUGGAAGCGAAGGUAUGC
This is a messenger RNA of Cyprinus carpio (common carp), 2463 nucleotides long. RefSeq lists its product as uncharacterized. The record is from RefSeq and is a predicted model, not a curated record. The transcript has 4 exons. NCBI's taxonomy places the organism in Eukaryota, Metazoa, Chordata, Actinopteri, Cypriniformes, Cyprinidae. Bases 1411 to 2151 code for a protein of 246 amino acids.